AUGGCAGAGCUUGGCCACUACACGGCCAUUAAAACUGAUUCUGAUCUAGAGAUCAGCUCAGAAACAGCCUGGGGGAAGAAGCUGACUAUGUGUCUGGCCUGGUACAGGUGCUCAACGGAUGGAAGCUUAAUCCCAAUGAUCUUCUCUGCUGACCGCACCAACCGUUGCAGUCUGUGUCUGUCCUGCUUGGUGGCUAAACCAAACCCACACAGUGAUGAAGGUGCAGAGGACAGACUGGAUGAUGGCAGUAUAGAAUAUGGGCAGCAGCUCCUGGGGCAGGUUGAACUUCCUGAGCUGUCUCAGGAUCGCCUGUUCAGUAUAAGCAGAAUCAGAGAAGGUUUCGGAGACGAUUUGUUGCAGUCGUCAUUGAGCAGCAGAGGGCCUGAAAAAGGUGUGGAUUGUGAUAAUUUCCAAAUAUCCGUCAAUAUUAGCCCACGUGGACAUCUGAUCCAAAGCAAGGACAACAAAUGCCUGUUCCUAGAUGAUGAGAACUUACUUCGAGCAUGUGACAUACCGAAGUCAUCAGAGCUUAGCUGCAAAUUCUUCCUCCAUAUGUACAUGGAAUCCACUUCAAACUCAGCAGGGAGAGCUGCCAUUCUGUACAGCAAUAAAGAAAAGAAAAAGAUGGUGGUAUGCUGCAAUGAGAGGAAUGAAAUAUAUUCUCAGGAAAUGGAUCUUCCAGACAAGAUUGCUGAAAGCAAACACAAUGCUGUGUUCUACUUACGGGCUCUGCCUGCAUCGAACAUGUAUACAUUUGAGUCAUCUGCGUACCUGGGAAAGUUCUUGGGAUUUGAGCCUGUGGAGAACAAUCCCUCUAUGAAGAAAUUGGUCUUGCAUUCUAAAUCUUCUGAUGAAGUUGAUGACCAUACUCAAUUUAAAAUAGUAUCAAAGGAUUAAUGAUUUCAAAGUAAAAACAAUUACACAGUCCCACCUGAGGCUUCACCCAAGCACCACCAAAAACCUUGUCUUUAUUUACCCAAUAUUGAACAGUUUAGAGAUUUAGAGUUUACAGAUCAUUAAUUCUAUUGUAGUAAUGAAAUCCAGAUUUCACACAAAAUGGUAUAAAUGUGAGCUGUAUUCAAUGAGUAAUAACCCAUGACUGUAUGUUAACAAGUGUCUUACAAUUUUUUAUAAUGGCCAAAAUAAAGUACAUUUUCAUUUCAGAAA
Molecule: messenger RNA, 1167 nt
Organism: Betta splendens (Siamese fighting fish)
Lineage: Eukaryota; Metazoa; Chordata; Actinopteri; Anabantiformes; Osphronemidae
Exons: 8
Coding region: 1-897 (298 amino acids)
Biological process (GO): immune response; inflammatory response
Molecular function (GO): cytokine activity
Source: RefSeq, a predicted model, not a curated record